CAUAGCGACCGCGUCUGGGCAGGAGGCGGGGCCCUCCAGAUUUGUGCACCAACAACUAGGGCGCGACUGGAAACGCGCUCCCGCUGUACUCCGACUUCCGGCGGAAAAGAAAGUGGGUUCCGCGCUGCGUCAGGCCGCCGCAGCAAGUGGACCUGCUCCGGAGAGAAGCGUGGUCAUCAGAGAAGGCCCCUUCUAAGUCAAAGGACGCUGAUGGCUUUUGAGCAGACACUCAAAAAGGAUUGGUACAGCAUUCUGGGGGCAGACCCAUCUGCAAAUGUGUCAGACCUAAAACAAAAGUAUCAGAAACUCAUAUUACUGUAUCAUCCAGAUAAACAAAGUACAGAUGUGCCAGCAGGAACCAUGGAGGAGUGUAUGCAGAAGUUUAUUGAAAUUGAUCAGGCAUGGAAAAUUCUAGGGAAUGAAGAAACCAAGAAAAAGUAUGACCUGCAGCGGCAUGAAGAUGAGCUAAGAAAUGUGGGGCCAGUAGAUGCACAGGUGCGCCUUGAAGAAAUGUCUUGGAACAAAGAUGAUGAGUCUUUCUCUCUGAGCUGUCGAUGUGGUGGGAAAUACACUGUCUACAAGGAUGAAGCACAAGAAGCAAACCUCAUUUCUUGUGACACGUGCUCGCUGAUUGUGGAACUCCUUCAUCAGAGCUGAACUGUGUGUUCAUUCCUAGGACCCUUUACUACAUCAGAGCUGAACUGUGUUCAUUCCUAGGACCCUUUACUGCAUCAGAGUGAACUGUGUGUUCAUUCCUAGGACCCUUUACUACAAGGACACAGAUGCCUUUUUUUUAUUAGCUUUAUAAUUUGUGAAGAUAAGAUUAAAUCUUCAAGCCAAGACCACUUCAAAUUAACAAAUUAAUUCAGUUGUUUAUGUGUAUCUAAAUUCUAAAUUAUAGGAUAUUACACAAAAGACUUGAAUAAUAUUUUUGCACUUUUAGCUAAUAACUUUUGUUUUCUCUUUGGUACAAACUAAUUACUUCCUUUUUGAAGUAUAAAUAUAUUUUUCUAAAAUCA
Molecule: messenger RNA, 1019 nt
Organism: Mastomys coucha (southern multimammate mouse)
Lineage: Eukaryota; Metazoa; Chordata; Mammalia; Rodentia; Muridae
Gene: Dnajc24
Product: DnaJ heat shock protein family (Hsp40) member C24
Exons: 5
Coding region: 211-657 (148 amino acids)
Biological process (GO): positive regulation of ATP-dependent activity
Molecular function (GO): ATPase activator activity; ferrous iron binding
Source: RefSeq, a predicted model, not a curated record